This is a messenger RNA of Tuber melanosporum (Perigord truffle), 907 nucleotides long. RefSeq lists its product as uncharacterized. The transcript has 2 exons. The record is from RefSeq and is a predicted model, not a curated record. Gene Ontology annotation, molecular function: GTPase activity; GTP binding. Bases 37 to 747 code for a protein of 236 amino acids. Lineage: Eukaryota; Fungi; Ascomycota; Pezizomycetes; Pezizales; Tuberaceae.
CUGUCUACUCCCCGGCUACAGGCAUCAACUGCAAAUAUGAAGUUCUUCAAGUACUCCACGUGCCCCUGCCGCAGAGAGUCAGGUAAGAGCAGUUGUGUAAGCGCAAUCUCUAUACCAACAGCAGCACCACCAACAGCACCAACAGGGUCCCGCUGCUUUAUCCUGGGUCUCAGCGGAGCCGGAAAGUCCACGUUUCUAUGCAGAAUAAAGACAGGAAAAUUUCAAGAGACACAGCCUACAGAGGACUAUGACGUCCAAGAGAUCCCCUUCUCAAACCAGACCAUAAACUUCACAGAGAUAGCCAGAAGCGACCGCCGCAACUUCCGCCUUCAAUUCCCGCACUUGACACCUCUAUCCCCCAUCGCUCUACUCUUCUUCAUAGACGUUAGUAGAGGAGACCCAGGAGUCAUCAUGGAAUCGUUGGAGGAACUGGUUUACGCAUUGGAGUACGUGAGGAGCAGAGAGUGCCAAGUACGCUAUUUGGGGAUUGUCCUCAACAAGCAGGAUUUGCUCGGUGAUCGCUGGAGGGGGCCACUGCAGGUUGUCGAGGGGGUGAUUUGCGAGACCAUGGAGGGGCUGCUCCCCUGGCAGCAGGUGAAGCAGGAUGCGCAGGAGUUGGUGGUGCCGCUGCGCUGGGAGUUGUUUGGUGACGGGGUCAGUAUGAAGACCGGUGCUGGGGUCGAGCGGAUCUUGAGGAGUGUUGGAGCUGGGAUAAUGACGAAGGAGGAAGCACAGGGAGAGAAGUAGGGGGGGGAACCUGCUAGGGACAAGGCUGCAUGAUAAAAUUACGUGAUUCCUUUUUUCUCUCCGUACGAGUGCUCGAGUACCAGUACAGUACUGGCACCGUAGCCCGUGCGUACUGGUACAGCGGGAAUGUAUGAUACCGCAUAAACUGGUUAAACUGGAA